AAAGUGCUCAUUUCAGUGGAAGAUGUCAAUGACAAUAGACCUGAAGUGACCAUUACAUCUUUAUUUAGUCCAGUGAGGGAAGAUGCUCCCCAAGGAACAGUAAUCCUUCUUUUCAAUGCACAUGACCGAGACUCUGGGAAGAAUGGCCAAGUUGUUUGUUCCAUCAAGGAGAUUCUACCUUUUCAAUUAGAAAAGUCAGUAGAAGAUUAUUAUAGGUUGUUGACAGUCCGAAAUCUUGACCGAGAAAAAACCUCUGAAUAUAACAUCACAGUGACCGCAACAGACAGAGGAACACCAUCCCUGUCCACGGAAAUUCACAUCACCCUACACGUGGUCGACGUCAACGACAAUCCACCCUCCUUCUCUCAAACCUCCUAUUCAGUCUAUCUCCCUGAGAACAACCUUAGAGGCACCUCCAUCUUCUCGGUGACAGCCCACGACCCCGACAGCAAUGAGAACGCUCGGGUUGUUUACUCCUUAGCUGAAGACACCAUCCAAGGGACACCUCUGUCCUCCUAUGUCUCCAUCAACUCCAACACUGGUGUGCUAUACGCACUGCGCUCCUUCGACUACGAGCAAUUUCGCGACCUUCAAAUGCAGGUGAGGGCAAGCGACAGCGGGGACCCACCUCUCAGCAGCAACGUGUCACUGAGCUUGUUUGUGCUGGACCAGAACGACAAUGUACCAGAAAUCCUGUACCCCAUGCUUCCCACCGAUGGCUCCACGGGUGUAGAGCUGGCACCCCGCUCUGCAGAGCCCGGCUACCUGGUGACCAAGGUGGUGGCUGUGGACAGAGACUCAGGCCAGAACGCCUGGCUGUCCUACCGCCUCCUCAAGGCCAGCGAUCCAGGACUCUUCACGGUGGGGCUGCACACGGGCGAGGUGCGCACAGCGAGGGCCCUGCUGGACAGAGACGCACUCAAGCAGAGCCUGGUGGUGGCGGUCCAGGACCACGGGCAGCCCCCUCUCUCUGCCACCGUUUCCCUCACCGUGGCCGUGGCUGACAGCAUCCCCGACGUCCUCGCUGAACUAGACAGCCUUGAGUCUCCCGCCAGCCCUGACGACUCAGGCCUCACUCUCUACCUGGUGGUGGCGGUGGCCGCGGUCUCCUGUGUCUUCCUCGCCUUUGUCAUUGUGCUGCUGGCGCUCAGGCUGAGGCGCUGGCACACGUCGCAUCUGCUCCGGGCUUCAGGAGGCGGGUUAGCGGGUGUGCCUACGUCUCACUUUGUGGGUGUAGACGGGGUGCGGGCUUUCCUGCAGACCUAUUCCCACGAGGUCUCGCUCACAGCGGACUCGAGGAGGAGUCACUUGAUCUUCCCGCAGCCCAACUACGCGGACACGCUCAUCAGCCAGGAGAGCUGUGAGAAAAGCGAGCCUUUGUGCGUGUCAGAUGAUUCCAGGUUUCCUAUAGAAGACACCCCUUUGGUUCCAGUGAGUUCAAUUUUUCCUUUACUUUAAAAAAAAUUUGGUUUUCUAUUUAAGUGUUUGCACUUUAGAAUAAGUUGAUAUUAACAUAUUUCUCACCAUACGUUUAAAUUUUCACUGGGCCUAAUUUUUGCUCUAACAUACAUAGGAGGCAUUUAUUGGUUACAUCGUUGUUAUAAUUUUUGCUUUCUCUUAAUGAUUAACCUAAGGUCAGUGGAAACCUUCCUCUUGGGACUGCUCUCAUUAUCAGGCAUUGGGCAUGGCUCUUUGGGUGAGGUUGCUUCAGUGGUUACCACGGUUCACUACUAAUUCUUAGGACUGGUUUCCAUUCCUGAAAUUUGUUACUAUUGUUAUCUCCAAUGGCCCCAUUGUGAAAUUCUUACUCUAAAAACAUUUCUGCAGCCGAUGCUAUUUUUGUAAGGGUAAAUAAAUAAGAAAUGCAUUCUUCUUAUAAAAACAACUGAAAGCCCAGACUCAGUACUUCUUUACUGUUUCUGUGACAGGACAACACCCCUUAGAGGUGACGUGUUUCCGUUCACAUGUUUGUAGAGGUUGUUUGCAUUUAAAGAUCAUUUCGGAGGAUAAUUCAAACUUCAAAUAUCAUCCAUUUCCAAAUCCUAGAAAAGGAUGCUUUAUUCUUUUAAUAGUGAAAAACUUUAACAUCAUUUAUUCUCAUCCUCAGAGCUGUUGAUUUCCUAACACUAUAAUAUCAGAUUAUUAAUAAUUUGAAACCUCCUAUAGUUUAUGCUUGCUGAAGAGGGGUUUCUUAGACUGGACCCUGUGAGAAGACAAAACAUAGGAAAUAAAAGUUAUUCUUCAACUGUUUUUUAUGGCUUAAUCCUCCAACUUUUGAGGCUAGAAAUAAAUCUGGUUAUGGGAGAUGGUUUAGGAAAAUAUUCUCAGGAACUGCUAUGGAGAUUCUAAGAAUAUUUUACUGGCUUUUAGACAUAAGGAAAAGAAUAAUGUAUUAUGUAAUGUGAUUUAUUUUAUUUUAUUUAUUUAUUUUUUUUGCGGUAUGCGGGCCUCUCACUGCUGUGGCCUCUCCCGUUGCGGAGCACAGGCUCCGGAC
Messenger RNA from Aethalodelphis obliquidens (Pacific white-sided dolphin), 2494 nucleotides. Its product is annotated as protocadherin gamma-A9-like. Gene Ontology annotation, molecular function: calcium ion binding. Lineage: Eukaryota; Metazoa; Chordata; Mammalia; Artiodactyla; Delphinidae. Gene Ontology annotation, cellular component: plasma membrane. The record is from RefSeq and is a predicted model, not a curated record. The transcript has a single exon. The annotation marks the transcript as partial. Gene Ontology annotation, biological process: homophilic cell-cell adhesion.